Messenger RNA from Stomoxys calcitrans (stable fly), 7143 nucleotides. RefSeq names its product neurogenic protein mastermind (gene mam). The transcript is spliced from 7 exons. Bases 2299 to 6429 code for a protein of 1376 amino acids. Gene Ontology annotation, biological process: CENP-A containing chromatin assembly; Notch signaling pathway; positive regulation of transcription by RNA polymerase II. Gene Ontology annotation, molecular function: transcription coactivator activity. Lineage: Eukaryota; Metazoa; Arthropoda; Insecta; Diptera; Muscidae. Gene Ontology annotation, cellular component: nuclear speck; nucleus; chromatin. The record is from RefSeq and is a predicted model, not a curated record.
GUGACUAAAAAACUGUUCUAUGUGUAAGUAAGUAGUAGUUACCUAAAAUAUAUGAAACCUUAUAAUGUUUAAAUACCUUUGGCUACCUAUCUCUAAGGUAAAUUCAGUAAAAUACUUUUGUGAAAAACGCUUAAAAUAGUCAAAACAAAACUUUUUGUUUAUAAAUUUUGUUAAAUGUUAAAGGAAAGACAGUGAUGUUUUCUUCCUAUAAACAUUUGCCUAAAUUUUUAAACAAAAAGUUUUUUUAGACUAUUUUAACUGUUUUUUUUUUUAGCAAUUUGGGGUUUUGUCAUAUUUCCACAGAUUUCAUUACUAGAGAGAGAGAGAUCAUAAAUGUCUCAAACUGACCACACUUAAUACACCACCCCACUAACUCCCACCUUAGCUUACAAGCUAAGCAGCAAAACAAAUGCAUAAAAAAGCAACACCAUUUUAAUGAUGAUGAGCACACAGUACUCUCUAUGUGUACUAAGACAUUUUAUUUUGAUUACAGCCUCAAGUUAACAGGCACUGUUAUGUGUUAACGAACGCAUAGCAAAAAAAAAGGGCAAAGCCAAAGGGGGUCGAGCGAGUGUAAAAAAAGAAGACGACUUAAAGUGAUGAGAAAGCCGACAUAUUCACACGCACACACACACACAUGACUAUGAUUCUUAGAGGAAUUCCCUAUGGAAGAAGAAGAAUUGUCAAACAAAAAUAUUUAGGGGGUGGGGUACAACAUUUGGAGAGGUUCCUUUGAAAUACAAAAAAAAAAAACACUACAGCUUGCUUUCGUUUUUUGAGCAUUUCUGUUAUGAUAUGGGCUGCCUGCGCACUAAUGUUUUGGACUCAUAGUAUUUUUUAUUGAAUGCUUGUCGUUGGCCCCCAACACGCUUACGACAAAUUUGUAUUUGUUUGUUAUCAACAGUGGCUACGGUGUAGCGAAUGGUGGUGGUGGUUAUAGUCUCUGUUAAAUAGCAGAGAGGCACAAUACAUUGUGAGAGAUGUUUAUGACUGCUGUUACAUACCCAUCUGUACAGCACACAACCAACCAUCUGUUCAUUCAUCCUCCCCCUCGGUAAUGGGCUGGCUACACUCAAUGAGUGGUGUUUACAGAGAGAUAGAUAGAGCAGCUCUAGAUGUGUGAUGUACAUUCAGAUGAUGUUGAGUACGAAUGUAGAUACAAUGCCAAGUACUUGCAUACAUAUGUACAUGUACGAGUAUGCGAUAUGAAUGUUUGUGCGAUUGUGGGUAUUUAUGUUAGUUGGUUUGUUUUGCUAGUAGUCUCCGUUUGUUGUUGGCACACGUACUACGUACAUUCGUUGGUUCAUUUGUACGUACGUAGGUAUCUACACCAUCUGUAUGUUUGUUUAUACAUUUGUAUGGAUUUCAUACGUUUUUGCUGCUGCCGCUGUUGUUGGCUCGCUUUGCUGGCUGGCUGACAGACUGACUGGCUUGCUUGCCUUGCUUUUGCUUGUUGGCUGCUGCUGCUACUACAACUGCUGCUGCUGCUGGUGCCUCAGCCACUGCCGCUUGCUUUUUGGUAUGCAUGCGAUAAAUGUAUGACGGCUCGUGCCACCAGUACUCAAUUGACAGCCAAACACGGCGCACACGUUACGUUUGCCAAAGCGCGCUUAACGGCAUUAGCAAAAACUCAAAUAACCACAGAAAAAUUUUAUUCAAAAAUUGUUUGCCCUCCUUACACUCGAAGAAAAUUUGCAAAAUUUUGUAACAGUUCAUUAAUCUACCGCUACGUAGAUACAAUUUGUAUUUGUAAGGGAGAUUUCAAAAAAAAAAGUUAAAUUUUAAUGAAAAGUGAGACCAGAGAUUUCCCCCAAGCUAAAAAGCCUCAACACUUAAAUAUUCUAAAAGCUAAAAAUUGAUACCCUAAACCAAAAACCUACAAACCAAAGAACAUUUAACUUAAACCCUACCAUAUAUAAAAAAAAAAUAAAAAAACAAAAAUCCAAGAGAAAUCUACAAAGAAAAAACCAUGAAAAACUUUAAACAUCAACAAAGAAUGUGCAGAAAUCAAAAAUUGUUAAAAACACAAAUGCGAAGACAUCUGCGAAAAUUGUAAAGCAAAUCCAGACACAAAAACGCAUCAUCGCCAUUUUUGAGAAUCAUUGCUAAGGAGAGCAAAAGGCUUGAUACUUAACUAACGUACCAAAAAAAAAGAGUCAACGCUAAUCAAAACCAGCAUAGCAGUAAAGCUCUGCUAAAACUCCCUCUCUCUCUCUCUCUGACUACAUAAACUUCGAACUCAGUGACUACGUUUAUCAUCUAACUCAGUGAAUCUCUUAAGCUGUUAAAACUAUUUUAAUGAAUAUUUGGCAACAAAAAUUCUUAAAAAGACCCGCUGACGAUGCCGACAAUGGUGCCGACAAUUUUGAACCGCCUCAUAAGUUGCCCAAUAACAACAACAAUAAUAAUAAUAACAACAACAAUUCCAAUAACAGCAAUAACAACAACAACAAUGGCUCAGAGAAUCUAAAAUUCUCUGUGGAGAUUGUGCAACAACUUGAAUUCACCACCUCGGCGGCCAACUCACAACCCCAACAGAUAAGCACCAAUGUCACUGUGAAAGCUCUGACCAAUACCUCCGUGAAAAGUGAACCAGGCGUUAGUGCGAGCGGUGGUGGUCCAGCUGGUGCCGCCGGUCCAGGCAGUGGUGGCGGCGGUGGUCCCCAGGGCACUGGCGGUGGCAGCGGCGGCAUUGGCAAUGAUCCACAACAUAAUGGUAAUAACAAUCCCAACAAUCGCGGCGGCAUGCAUAUGGGCAGUGGUAGCGGCGGCGGUGUCCCCGGUGGCGGUGGUGGUCCAAACAGUGCCACAAAUAUAAUGGGUGGCCAUAACAUGAAUCCGAAUCAACAGCAACAGCAACAACAGCAGCAGCAACAGCAAAAAUCCAAUAUGGUGGGUCUAGGCAAUUUGGUGGAGUGUAAACGCGAGCCCGGGGAUCAUGAUUUCCCCGAUCUGGCUGGCUUAGACAAAGAUGGUGGGGCUAAUAGUAAUUUCCCCGGUUUUCCCGAGUUCAUGGCAGACGAUACUGCCGAGGGCAAUGAAACCUUCAAGGAUCUCAUCAAUGACUUGCAGGAUUUCAAUCCGGGCUUUUUGGAUGCCCUGGAUGAGAAGCCUUUGAUGGACAUCAAGACAGAGGAUGGCAUUAAGGUGGAGCCUCCCAAUGUGCAAGCUUUGAUCGAUAGUUUGAAUGUGAAGCCGGAGAAUGCCAUGGCCCAGUUUAGUGCCGCCUUUGGAGGGCCCAAUGCUGGCGGGCCCAAUGUGGUGGGAGGUGGCGGCGGUGGAGGUGGCAAUGGCAUGGGUGGUCCUAUGGGUGGCAUGGGUGGUCCCAAUAACGAUCCUCAAGGUAUGAACAAAAUGCGUUCUCAGUUCCAAAAUGGUCCCAAUUCAGGACCCAUGUCCGAAUUAUCCUUGGCCGCCCAAACACUUAAGCAAAUGGCGGAACAGCAUCAGCAUAAGAAUGCCAUGGGCGGCAUGAAUUUCCCCAGACCGCCCAUGCACCAGGGCCAGCAGAACCAAUUGAUGGGUGGCGGUGGUGGUGGAGCAGGCGGUGGACCCAAUGGACGCUACAAUGACUAUGUGGGAGGCUUCGGGGGACCCAAUGAUUUCAUGCAAGGCCCCAAUGGGCCGCAACAACAUCCCCAACACCAGAAUAUACCGCCGCAAUUCCAACAGAAGAACCAAGGAGGCCCCGGCGGUGGUCCCAUGGGCGGCGGUAGUGUGCAACAGUCCUUCCUCGAUAUCAAACAGGAGCUCUACUAUUCCUCACAAAAUGAAUUCGAUCUCAAACGACUUCAGCAUCAGCAGCAAAUGCAACAGCAACAACAACAGCAGCAGCAGCAUAUGUCGCAAGCCAAUAUGGGCAAAAUGGGACCCAACGGGCCCAUGGGGGGUGUGGGCAAUUUCCCCAAACCCAAUGGCCCCGGCCAACAGCAAUCUCAAACACAAAAUCCCACACAACAACCACAAUACUCGCCCUAUAAUUCGGCCAUGGGACCAGGUGGUGGUGGCGGUGGUGCUGGCGCCGGCAACCAAGGUGCAGCGGGACCAAACUUUAUGCAGGGGCCACCACGUGGUCCUGGUGUAGGUGUGGGUGGUCCCAAUGCUGGAGGCCCCUCCAAUGGGCCACCAAAUAUGUCGCCAGCCCAACAGCAGCAGCAGCAGCAGCAACAACAACAGUCGCAACAACAGCCACAAACGGGAAAUGCGGGACGUGUAGGUCCCAAUUCCCAACAAAAUACUCCGAAUAUGGGCAAUGCCGUUCCGAAUGCCAACACUCAAAAUGUUCCCAAUGCUGGACCCAAUGUUGGUGGUCCCGGCAGUGGACCCACAACGCAACAGGGCAAUCCCAAUAUGCCACAACAACAGUCACAGCAACAGCAGCAGACAACCACCACAACGCUGCAAAUGAAACAGACGCAACAGUUGCACAUAAGUCAACAAGGUGGCGCUCAUGGUAUUCAGGUCUCUGCUGGACAACAUUUACAUCUCAGCGGUGAUAUGAAAAGUAAUGUGUCGGUGGCUACACAACAGGGAGUGUUCUUUAAUCAGCAACAACAGCAGCAGCAACAACAACAGCAGCAACAACAAAAUACUCAAAAUACUCAGCAGCAGCAGCCGGGUGGCAAUAAUGCCGGUCCCAAUAGCCAACAGCAGCAAGCCCAACAGCAACAACAACAACCAAAUCAAAAUAUUAACAAUAAUAACGGUGCUUCCGAUGGUGGCUUUAGCAUGUCACAAACACAGUCCAUGAACUUCUCCCAACAGCAAUCACAAAAUCCGGCCUCAGCGGGACCCCAGCAACAGCAACAAGUGCCGCCCAAUAUGAGACAGAGGCAAAAUCAAAAUCAACAGCAAGCCAAUGCGGCGGCAGGCAACAAUGUUGGACCCGGGGGGCCAAAUGUGCCGCAAGGGGGACCCAAUGGCCCCGGGCCGAAUGUGGGUCCUGGUUUAAUGAAUAGUCCACAGCUUCCGGGUGGCCCUGGCGGUGUGGGUCCUGGUCCCAAUGGUGGACCCAUGGGUGGCAUGGGUGGACCCGGAGGCAAUGGACCCAAUGUACCCGGUGGUCCCAAUGUACCAGUUAUGGGUGGUCCCAAUGGACCCAUGGGUGGCAUGGGUCCUGGAGGCAUGGGUGGUGGUGGCCCCAAUCAAAUGAUGUCGGCUGGUGGCAUGAAUCCUAAUGCCGGUCCCAAUCCGGGCAUGAUGAUGGGCCCAGGCGGUCCCAAUGGCCCGCCCAUGAAUAUGAAUCAAGCCAAAUUCCUGCAACAACAACAAAUGAUGCGUGCCCAAGCCAUGCAACAGCAUGGCAUGGGUGGAGCACGACCACCGCCGCCCGAAUACAAGGCUACACAGGCGCAGCUUAUGCAGGCCCAGAUGAUGCAACAGACGGUGGGAGGCGGUGGCCGAUUCCCCAAUGCAGCAGCUCAGGCGGCAGCCAUGAGGCGUAUGACCCAGCAACCCAUACCACCUUCGGGUCCCAUGAUGCGUCCCCAACACUCAAUGUAUAUGCAACAUUCCGCUGGUGGACCACGUUCAGCCAUGGGUCCCUAUGGUGGGCCCAUGGGUCCAGGGGGUCCUCAGCGACCUCCUAAUGUACAAGUAGCACCGGAUGGCAUGCCUAUGGGUUCACAGCAGGAAUGGCGGCAUAUGAUGAUGCAACAACAGCAAAUGGGCUUCUCUGGUGGCCCAGGCCCUGGUGGACCAAUGAGACAAGGUGCCGGAGGUUUCAAUAGUGGUUUUAUGGGCAGUUCCGGCGGUGGUCCUAUGCCCAAUGGUCCCAAUGGCGGUGCCGGCGGUAUGGGCGGUCCCAAUCCCGGCAUGCAGCUGACACCCGCUCAAAUGCAACAGCAAAUGAUGCGCCAGCAGCAAAUGCAAAAUCAACAAAUGAUGGGCGGCGGCCCCAAUGGACCCAAUGCCAUGCAAAUGCAACAAAUGAUGCAACAGCAAACGUUGCAGCAACAAGGCGGACCCGGAGGUCCGGCAGCCAUGAUGACACAAAUGCAAAUGACCAGCAUGCAUAUGUCACAAACACAACAACAGAUCACCAUGCAACAGCAACAACAAUUUGUACAACAAACCACCACCACCACACACCAACAGCAACAAAUGCUGCAAAUGUCACAAGGCCCGUCGGGUGGUGGCGGCGGCCCCAAUGGACCCGGUGGCGUUCAAGGGGGCGGUCCCGGCGGCAAUGGUAACAAUGUUCUCUCCUCAUCAUCUGCCACAGUGUCGUCGGUCUCGUCGGUGGUGCCCGGGGGCACAAACAGCGCCAAUAGCAUGAAUCAAGGCAUGAGCUCGGUGGUGGGCAACUCGAAUGAUUUGUGUCUCGAAUUUUUAGAUAAUUUACCCGUUGAUGGUGGUAAUUUCUCAACACAAGAUUUAAUCAAUUCGUUAGAUAAUGAUAAUUUUAAUAUACAAGACAUUUUGCAAUAGACAUCUUAAAUUAAAGACAAAAACUAAACAAAACAAAAUACCCAUGGACCGAUAGUUGGAACACAAAACUCGUUUGAAGGCGAGAAUAAAAACAGUUUUUUUGGUUAAUUAUUUCAAAAAUUUGAAAAAAACCUUCUUAAGCAAGUUAAUCGAAAUUGAGAAAAAAAAAUCAUUGUUGCUUUGUUGUUGACAUUGAGUUAAACAAUGGAAAGCCAGCAGGAAGACAUGCCCAUGGGGCCCAUGUACAGCACCCUACUCGCCCCAUGGCCAGGGUAAUUCCUUACAGGCCAGCAAAUAUUGAGAAAGUAAUGCUUUCUUCUACUUAGACCAGGCCUAGAGCUUUUUGUUCUUUAACCAAUACUGUUGAGUUGUUUAUUUCUUUUUAAAUAUUAUUAAACUAUAUAAACUAUUUGGGGUUUUAUUAUAUAAUAUUUAGUUCUUUUUUUUAUAUAAAAAACACAAAAAACAUAGUUAUGAUGCAAAGUAUAAGUUUUUAAUUUUAAUUUAGUUUCUUAUAUACAUAUACAUAAAUACUUACCCAUAUAAAAAGAGACAGAAAAAUCUACAAAAAACCAAGAGUAUAGAAAACCCAAAAAAAAGAGAAAAACCAUAAACUAAAACGAAAAAAACCAAGGUUUGUUGUUUUAAAAAUUAACUAAAAGAAGCAUGUAAUACUUAAUUUAAUCCCUUUUAGAAUUACUUUUAUUUUUUAUG